This is a messenger RNA of Saimiri boliviensis boliviensis (Bolivian squirrel monkey), 2020 nucleotides long. RefSeq names its product polypeptide N-acetylgalactosaminyltransferase 8 (gene GALNT8). Lineage: Eukaryota; Metazoa; Chordata; Mammalia; Primates; Cebidae. The record is from RefSeq and is a predicted model, not a curated record. Gene Ontology annotation, molecular function: polypeptide N-acetylgalactosaminyltransferase activity. Gene Ontology annotation, biological process: protein O-linked glycosylation. Gene Ontology annotation, cellular component: Golgi apparatus.
CCUGCACUGGGGGUGAUGCACUCAACCCCACAGGGAGUAGACAAGCCCCAGGCAGAAGAUGUUUUGGAGAAAACUCCCCAAAGCCCUCUGCAUUGGGCUGACUCUGGCCAUUGCUGUCAAUCUCAUUCUGGUAUUUUUUACCAAGGGGACUUUACAAAACCUGUUUAUGGCUGGUCUCCACAAGGAGCUUCCUUUACCUCUGUCUGAGCGCCACGUGGCCGUGAUAAAGAGACUCUCCCACUUGGAGGUAGAAUUGCAGCAUCUGAAAGAAAGUGUGAAAUUGGCUCUGAGGCAACAGGAAAAUGUGAACACCACACUGAAGAGGGCGAAAGAUGAAGUACAACCUGUUCUAAAGGCAGUGGAAGCCACGGCGAAUAAGACAGAGAAGCACAAAACCCAAGUGAAACUCUUCCCACACUCACAGCUUUUCAGGCAGUGGGGUGAGGAUCUUUCUGAGGCCCAGCAGAUAAAGGCCCAGGACCUUUUCCAGAGGUUUGGUUACAACGUGUACCUCAGCAACCAGCUGCCUCUCAAUCGCACCAUCCCCGACACUCGAGACGACAGGUGUCUUCAGAAGACGUAUCCGUCCCAACUCCCAUCUCUCAGUGUCAUUCUUAUAUUCAUGGAUGAAGCUCUGUCCGUUAUACAAAGGGCCAUCACCAGUGUUAUCAACCGGACACCAUCUCGAUUGUUGAAGGAAAUAAUCUUGGUGGAUGAUUUCAGCUCAAAUGGAGAACUAAAGGUACACUUGAAUGAGAAGAUUAAACUUUACAACCAGAAGCAUCCGGGACUACUGAAAAUAAUACGGCACCCUGAGAGGAAAGGUCUUGCUCAAGCCCGCAACAGUGGCUGGGAAGCUGCCACAGCAGACGUGGUCGCCAUCUUGGAUGCUCACAUUGAAGUCAAUGUUGGAUGGGCAGAGCCAAUCUUGGCUCGGAUUCAGGAAGACCACACCGUGAUUGUGUCUCCUGUGUUUGACAACAUUCAUUUUGACACCUUUGAACUGGAUAAGUAUCAACUGGCAGUUGAUGGGUUUAACUGGGAACUCUGGUGUCGCUACGAUGCACUGCCACAAGCCUGGAUUGAUCUGCACGAUGUCACUGCCCCAGUGAAGAGUCCUUCAGUCAUGGGCAUCCUGGCUGCUAACAGGCUCUUCCUGGGAGAGAUCGGGUCUCUGGAUGGUGGAAUGCUCACCUAUGGAGGAGAGAACGUGGAACUUAGCCUGAGGGUGUGGCAGUGUGGAGGGAAGAUCGAGGUUUUGCCCUGCUCCCGGAUUGGUCACCUAGAGAGACACCACAAGCCCUAUGCCUUGGAUCUGACCCCUGCCUUAAAGCGCAAUGCUCUGCGAGUGGCCGAAAUCUGGAUGGAUGAGCACAAACACAUGGUCUACUUGGCCUGGAACAUACCUCUCCAGAACUCCGGAAUCGAUUUUGGGGACAUUUCUUCCAGAAUGGCACUCCGGGGAAAACUGAAGUGUAAAACUUUUGACUGGUACCUGAAAAAUGUUUACCCACUCUUGAAGCCAAUACACACCAUCAUAGGCUAUGGAACAAUGAAAAACCUAUUGGAUGAAAAUGUCUGCCUCGAUCAGGGAGCCAUUUCAGGCAACACCCCCAUCAUGUAUAACUGCCAUGGACUCAGUUCACAGUACGUCUACUAUCACCUGACUGGGGAGCUCUAUGUGGGACAACUGAUUGCAGAGGCCAGGGAUAGUGAUCGCUGCCUGACAGACCCUGGCAAGGCAGAGGAGAAGCCCACCUUAGAACCGUGCUCCAAGGCAGCUACGAAUGGACUGCACAUAUAUUGGGAUUUUAAACAGGGAGGAGCUGUCAUGAACAGGGAUACCAAGCGGUGUCUGGAGAUGAAGAAGGACCCUUCGGGUAGCCAUGUGCUUGUGGUCCACACCUGUACCACGCAAGCGUGGGAAAUCCAGCACACCAUCAGAGACUGGGGUCGGACUAACAGCCAGUGAUCCUCAGACAGCGCUGGAUCUAGGACAUUAGUUCUUGCAAGUGGAAUG